UUUUAUGGGAAGAAAUAAUAAAUAAAGCACGAUGAAACAAGUGGCCUGCUUGGAAAACUUAUGGCAUUACUUUAUUAAUUGUGAGACUUCUGGAGCAAGUGAAAAUGACCUAUCAUCGGAAAGGUCAGAAAACAGCCCGGACGAAGAUUUUGAAGCUUGCGGCGGCGACGAGGACUUUGAGCAACUAAAUAUAAACAGGCCCAUCUCUUAAUUUGGGGAGAAUCAAAUGUAAGAUUUUUCAACUACACCAUUUGUCAACCAAAUUAAUAUUAUAUCAAUUUAACUCAAAUAAAACAAUUUAUAUGUGUAACAUUUUUCAACGAUUUGUGUGCUCUUAUGUAAAAAGAAAGGGGAAAAAAAGAGGUGGUUCUUUAAUAUGACUCUGUAAACUCUCAAGCUGCCUACAUUGACUCGGUAAAUUGUCAAAGUUUCGUUUUGGUUUCUAAAACAGGGAAUGAAAUCAGUUUUACCAGUUACGACAGACAGUCAAAAAGAUGGGUUCUCUCAACUCUGUCUACUUCCUCAGUGUUCUUCUUGUUCUUGUUAGUUCUCAGCGGCUGCCGCCGCCGCCACCAUCAUCUUCUUCCCCUUUCAGCAUAACCACCGACAAGGAGGCCUUACUUUCUCUAAAGUCGCAAUUUCAUGUCGAAAUUCCGAAUAAUCCUCUCUCAACAUGGGACCAACAAAACCUCUCUCCCUGCAACUGGUCCGGUGUUUCCUGCAGCGAACAACGAGUGACUGGUCUCGAUCUUUCCGGUCUCGGAAUGACCGGUUCGAUAAGCCCUUACUUAGGUAAUCUCUCCUCCCUCCGAUCACUCCACUUGCAGAACAAUCAACUGACUGGAAAAAUACCAUCGACUAUAAGCGGAUGCAGAGAUCUCACGACGUUGGAAUUGAUGCAGAAUCGGAUUUGGGGAAGUAUCCCUCACGAAAUCAGCCAACUCAUGCAGCUCCAAAUCCUGAAUUUGGGCGGAAAUCAGCUUUCAGGUGAAAUCCCGUCCUCCUUAACCAACAUUUCUUCGCUCGUCGAUUUGAACCUAGGCACGAACAAUUUAGGGGGUUCCAUUCCUAGUGAUUUGUGGCGCCUUUCCAAUUUGAAGUUUCUCGAUCUCACCAUCAACAAUCUCUCCGGUACGGUUCCGCCGUCGAUAUACAACAUGUCCUCUUUGGUGUACGUCGCCUUAGCUUCCAACAAUUUAUGGGGCGAACUCCCUCCAGAUAUCGGAAUCACCUUGCCGAAUCUUUUAGGGUUAGAUUUCUGCUUCAAUAAAUUCACAGGUACUAUUCCUUCAUCUCUACACAACCUCACAAACAUACAGACCAUUCAAAUGGCUCGUAACUUCUUCCAUGGGAGUAUUCCACCAGGGCUUGGAAACCUGCGAAAUUUAGAAAUCUAUAACAUAGGAUUCAACAGAAUUGUCGGAAAUUCGGGUCUAGAUAUUCUCGAGCUUUUGACAAAUAGCACCCGAUUGGACUUCCUCGCUUUCGAUUUCAAUCUUUUCAAGGGUGAAAUCCCCAAUUCCAUAGGCAAUCUUUCCAAAGUUCUCACAAAGUUGUACAUGGGUGGGAAUGAUAUCCACGGUACUAUACCAUCUUCCAUCGGUGAGCUUAGGGCAUUGGAUUUACUGAAUAUGAGCUAUUGUUCGAUCUCCGGCGAAAUUCCGGCAGAGAUUGGGCUGUUGAACGAAUUGAGGGUUUUGGGAUUGGCUGGUAAUAAGUUGUCUGGAAAAAUCCCUAAUUCUUUAGGCAAUCUCCAACAUCUAAUCAAGAUUGAUUUAUCCAGGAAUAAGUUUGUCGGAAGCGUACCCAACACUUUUACGAACCUCCAAAACCUUAUAUCCAUUGAUUUGUCUGAUAACAUGCUAAAUGGAAGUAUUCCUAUUGAAAUUCUCAAUCUCCCCAAAUUAAGUGUCUUCCUUAAUCUAUCUCGAAAUCAACUCACCGGUUCCAUACCUGUAGAAAUCGGGUCGCUAGAAAAUAUUGCAGUGAUCAACAUUUGCGACAACAUGUUAUCAGGCAGUAUUCCUAGUUCCAUUGGGAGGUGUAAGAGUUUGGAGCAUCUGUCAUUUGCUAGAAACAUGUUGUCUGGUCCGAUUCCAGACACUUUAGGAUUGGUCAGAGGAUUGGAAACUCUCGAUCUUUCCGCAAACCAGCUCUCCGGAAAAAUACCAUUGAACCUCCAGAACUUGCAGUCACUACAAUUCUUGAAUCUCUCUUUCAAUAACUUGGAAGGAGAAAUACCCGGUGGUGGAAUUUUCAAAGAUCAUUCGAAAUUUCACUUCGAUAACAACAAAAGACUCUGCUCGGGUUUUUCCUGUGAAUUUCCCCGUCGAGGGAGGAAAUCCGCCUUCAUUUAUAUCCUGAUAAGUGUUGCUGCUUUAGUGUCUAUUUGUUUUGUGAUUGGCUUGAUAUGGUACGUUCGAAAAGCCAAAAAGACGAUGAUCGAGGACUUGUUUGAUGAUGAUCAAUCCGGAGAGAGAAAGCCUCAAAUAAUUUCUUACAAGGAGCUCUGUUUUGCAACGGAUAAUUUCGGCGAGAAAAAUCUUAUCGGAUAUGGGAGCUUUGGGUUUGUUUACAGAGGAGUUGUGCAAGGAGUGACUAUGGCGGUGAAGGUCCUCAAUACUGCGGUAGCUAAACCACGAAAGACCUUUUUAGCAGAGUGUGGAGCUUUGAGAUAUUUGAGGCAUCGGAACCUUGUGAAACUCGUUACUGCUUGUUCGAGUUUGAACUCGAAGAAUGAGGAGUUUUUUGCUCUGGUAUUCGAGUUCAUGAGCAAUGGGAGCUUGGAUGAUUGGAUAACUGGGAAAAGAAAGCAUGCAAACGGGAUCGGAGUGACUGCUACGGACAGACUGAAAUAUGCAAUAGGAAUUGCAUCGGCGAUCGACUAUUUGCACAACGAAACUGAAGUGCCAAUUGUGCAUUGUGAUUUGAAGCCGAGUAACGUUCUGCUGGAUUCGGACAUGACUCCAAAGGUUGCAGAUUUUGGUCUUGCUAAGUUAUUGUUGGACGAUACGGACAACGACCGAUUUUCUAUCAGCUGUACACACACUCUCAGGGGUUCUAUUGGCUACAUACCUCCAGAAUAUGGAUACGGCGAAAGACCAUCGACAGCUGGAGAUGUGUAUAGCUAUGGGAUUCUUCUGCUAGAGCUGUUUACAGGGAAGAGCCCCACGUGUGAUUUCUUUACAGCAGGUUUAACACUAAAGAGUUGGGUUGAAAAUCAAUUUCUGACUGACGUGGAGAAAGUUCUAGAACUCGGUCUAGUUGAGGAGACGAACGAUUAUUGGGAGGAGGAAGAAAAGGGCAGGCAUUGCAGUAAGCUCGAAAGCUGGCGAGAAUGCCUGACUAGGGUCGUUGGUAUUGGUUUGUCUUGUGCUGCUGAGUCAGCUGAUGCUCGUAUCUCCAUUAAAGACGCACUUCGUCAGCUCAAGAAUGUCGAGGAGAUACUUGACAAACAUCGUCAACUUGUUGAUGAUGGGGAAACUAUAUAUAUUGAUUCUUAUUUCAUCACAUUAAAAGUUUCUAUGUCAAUUAAGACAUGUUCCCCGUUUGUCAAACUAGUUAUUGCAGGGAAGAAGAUGGGUUCUUCUUCUUUUGGCAACUCCGCCAUUAAUAUUAUCCAGUUCUUCACUAUUCUUCUUGUUCUCGUUACUUCUCAGCCGCCGCCGCCGCCGCCGUUUUCUUCUUCCCCAGCAUUAAGCAUCACCACCGACAAGGAAGCAUUGCUUUCAUUAAAGUCACAAUUCCUCGUCGAAAUUCCCAAUAACCCUCUCUCAACAUGGGACCAACAAAAUCUCUCUCCCUGCAACUGGUCCGGUGUUUCCUGCACCGAGCAACGAGUCACCGGUCUCGAUCUCUCCGGUCUCAGAAUGGCCGGUUCGAUUAGCCCUUACUUAGGUAACCUCUCCUCCCUCCGAUCACUCCACUUGCAGAACAAUCAGCUCACCGGAAUAAUCCCCGACCAGAUCGGCGGUCUCUCUCGCCUCACAAAUUUGAACCUCAGUUUCAACAGCAUCAACGGAGAAAUACCUCCGGCAAUAAGCCGGUGCAGAGAUCUCACCACGCUGGAAUUGACGCAGAAUCGGAUUUGGGGAAGAAUCCCUCACGAAAUCAGCCAACUCACGCAGCUUCAAACCCUGAAUUUGGCCGGGAAUCAGCUCACAGGUGAUAUUCCGCCGUCAUUCACCAACAUUUCCUCCCUCGUCGAUUUAAACCUAGGCACCAACAAUUUAGGGCCGGGUACAAUUCCCGACGAUUUGUGGCGGCUUUCGAAUUUGAAAUUCCUCGAUCUCACCAUCAACAAUUUCUCCGGUAGGGUUCCGCCGUCGAUGUACAACAUGUCCUCCUUGGUGUACGUCGCUUUAGCUUCCAACAAUUUCUGGGGCGAACUCCCUCCAGACAUCGGAACCACUUUGCCCAAUCUCCUAGGGUUCAAUUUCUGCUUCAAUAAAUUCACAGGUACUAUCCCUUCAUCUCUGCACAACCUCACAAACAUACAGAUAAUUCGAAUCGCCCAUAACCUUUUGCAUGGGAGUAUACCCCCAGGCCUUGGAAACCUCCCAAAUCUAGAAAUGUAUAACAUAGGAUUCAAUCGCAUCGUCGGAAACUUCGAUUUUCUCGAGCUUUUGUCAAACAGCACCCGAUUGAACUUCCUCACUUUCGAUUACAACCUUUUCGAGGGCGAAAUCCCCAAUUCCAUAGGCAAUCUUUCCAAAGUUCUCACAAAAUUGUACAUGGGUGGGAAUAAUAUAUAUGGUACUAUUCCACCUUCAAUUGGUGAGCUUAGGAGCUUGGAUUUAUUGAAUAUGAGCUAUAGUACUUUUAUUUCUGGUGAAGUUCCACCUCAAAUCGGGCUGUUAAAAGAAUUGAGGGUUUUGGGAUUAGCUGAUAAUAAUCUAUCUGGAAAAAUCCCUGAUUCUUUAGGCAAUCUCCAAUUCCUAACCAAGAUUGAUCUAUCCCGGAAUAAGUUUGUCGGAAGUAUACCCAGCACUUUUGGGAACCUCCAAAACUUGAUAUCCAUGGACUUGUCUGAUAACAUGCUGAAUGGAAGUAUACCAGUAGAAAUCCUCAAUCUCCCUGGAUUAAGUUCAUUCCUUAAUCUAUCUCGUAAUCAACUCACCGGUUCUAUACCUGUAGAAAUCGGGUCACUAGAAAAAGUUGCAGUGGUCAACAUUUCCGACAACAUGUUAUCAGGGAAUAUUCCAAACUCAAUUGGGAUGUGUCAGAGUUUGGAGCAACUGUCGCUUGCUAGAAACAUGUUGUCUGGUCCAAUUCCCGACACUUUAGCAUCUGUCAAAGGAUUGGAAACUCUGGACCUUUCGAGAAACCAGCUCACCGGAAAAGUACCAUCAAACCUCCAGAACUUGCAGUCGCUGCAAUUCUUGAAUCUCUCUUUCAAUAACUUGGAAGGACAGAUCCCGAGUGGUGGAAUUUUCAAAGAUCUUUCGAAAGUUCACUUCGAUAACAAUAAGAGACUCUGCUCGGGUUUGUCCUGUGAAAUUCCCGGUCGAAGGAGGAAAUCCACCUUUACUUAUAUCCUAAUAAGUGUUGCUGCAUUAGUGUCUAUUUGUUUCGCGGUUGGCUUGAUAUGGUACAUUCGAAAAGGAAAAAAGAUGACCAAGAAGGGACCGUUUGAUCAUCAAUCUGUAAAGGGACAACCUCAAAUGAUUUCUUACGACGAGCUCCGUGUUGCAACUGGUAAUUUCAGUGACGAAAAUCUUAUCGGGCAUGGAAGUUUUGGGCUUGUUUACAGAGGAGUUGUGCAAGGAGUGACUAUGGCGGUCAAGGUCCUUAAUAAUGCGGUAGCUAAACCACGAAAGACUUUUCUAGCAGAGUGUGCAGCUUUGAGAAAUGUAAGGCAUCGAAAUCUUGUGAAACUCGUUACUGUGUGUUCGAGUAUAGACUCGAAGAAGGAGGAGUUUCUUGCGUUGGUGUUCGAGUUUAUGAGCAACGGGAGUUUGGAUGAUUGGAUAACUGGGAAAAGAAAGCAUGCAAAUGGGACGAUUGGAAUGAAUGCUUUGGACAGAGUAAAAUGUGCAAUAGGAAUUGCAUCGGCGAUCGACUAUUUGCAUAACGAAACGGAAGUUCCGAUUGUGCAUUGUGAUUUGAAGCCGAGUAAUGUUUUGCUGGAUUCAGACAUGACUCCGAAGGUUGCAGAUUUCGGUCUUGCCAAGUUAUUGUUGGAUACAGACAACAACCAGAUUUCUCUCAGUUAUACGCACACUCUCAGGGGUUCUAUCGGCUACAUACCUCCAGAAUAUGGAUACGGAGAAAGACCAUCGACCGCUGGAGAUGUGUAUAGCUAUGGGAUUCUUCUGCUAGAGCUGUUUGCGGGGAAGAGUCCCACAUGUGAGAUCUUUACAGAAGGUUUAACACUAAAGAGUUGGGUGGAAAAUCAAUUUCUGACUGAUGUGGAGAAGGUUCUAGAAAUCGGCCUGGUUGAGGAGAUGAACGAUUAUUGGGAGGAGGAAGAAGAAGAUGGCAGGGAUUGCAGUAAGCUCGAAAGCUGGCGAGAAUGCCUGACUACGGUCGUUGGUAUUGGUUUGUCUUGUGCUGCUGAGUCAGCUGAUGCUCGUAUCUCCAUUAAAGAAGCACUUCGCAAGCUCAAGAAUGUCGAGGAGAUACUUGACAAACAUCGUCGACUUGUUGGUGAAAAUAUAUGUUGAUUCUUGAUUUGUAUAUUCAUGAAGUUGAAGCCCAUACAGUGGCUAAUUAUGUAUACAGACAAUUAGAAAUGUAAAAGCAUGCAGUUAUUAGCAUGGGAUUACAUGUCCAUUUUAAAUUUAAUAAAUUAAACCAAUAAAUUUGAGA
Erythranthe guttata (spotted monkey flower) is the source of this 6810-nucleotide messenger RNA. Lineage: Eukaryota; Viridiplantae; Streptophyta; Magnoliopsida; Lamiales; Phrymaceae. The record is from RefSeq and is a predicted model, not a curated record.